AUGAGUUAUCUGGCUUUCUAUUGUUAUCUAUUUUGUUGUUAUGUUGAUGACUUGACCUUGCAGUCGAAGAGGAGAACUAGGGAGCCAAAGGAAGAGACCGUCACUCUUGGUCCUUCUGUGAGAGAGGGAGAGCUUGUUUUCGGUGUCGCUCACAUUUUUGCAUCAUUCAAUGACACUUUCAUUCACGUGACUGAUUUGUCUGGACGGGAAACAAUGGUUCGUAUUACUGGUGGGAUGAAGGUCAAAGCUGAUAGGGAUGAAUCUUCCCCAUAUGCUGCUAUGCUUGCUGCACAAGAUGUUUCUCAGAGAUGCAAGGAGCUUGGCAUCAAUGCACUUCACAUCAAGCUUCGAGCCACUGGUGGAAACAAGACCAAAACACCUGGACCUGGUGCUCAGUCUGCUCUCAGGGCUCUUGCUCGUUCAGGAAUGAAAAUUGGUCGUAUAGAGGACGUGACUCCAAUUCCUACUGAUAGCACUCGCAGAAAGGGUGGUAGGAGAGGAAGAAGGCUGUAAGCUUGCUGCUUUUGUCAAGAAGCAAAUGCGGUUUCUUGUUGAGAAUGCUGCAGGUGUUAGUUUUGAUAUGAACUUGAAUCGUAUUCAUCUACUAUGUAGUUCUACUGAUGUUGGCCUUGCCUAUAAAUUUUGCUUCUUUUUCGUGGUUAAAUUUGUGAAACAAUUAAGAGAAAUAUGAAUUUUAGCCUUCUAUC
Messenger RNA from Solanum verrucosum, 707 nucleotides. Its product is annotated as 40S ribosomal protein S14-2-like. The transcript is spliced from 6 exons. Bases 1 to 513 code for a protein of 170 amino acids. NCBI's taxonomy places the organism in Eukaryota, Viridiplantae, Streptophyta, Magnoliopsida, Solanales, Solanaceae. The record is from RefSeq and is a predicted model, not a curated record. Gene Ontology annotation, molecular function: small ribosomal subunit rRNA binding; mRNA 5'-UTR binding; structural constituent of ribosome. Gene Ontology annotation, cellular component: cytosolic small ribosomal subunit; ribosome. Gene Ontology annotation, biological process: translation; maturation of SSU-rRNA from tricistronic rRNA transcript (SSU-rRNA, 5.8S rRNA, LSU-rRNA); ribosomal small subunit assembly.